Molecule: messenger RNA, 630 nt
Organism: Meloidogyne enterolobii
Lineage: Eukaryota; Metazoa; Nematoda; Chromadorea; Rhabditida; Meloidogynidae
Source: the annotation of a GenBank genome assembly
AUGUGUAUUUGUUAUAAAAUUAUUCUGUUGAUAUUCCUCAAUUGUUUUUUAUUAAAUAUUAAUGCAACAUUUAAUCUUUACGGACUAGAAGAUUGCGGGAAAAGUCGCGCUUGUUGGCCAUAUCCUUCUGGAUGUAAUUCUGUUGAAAAUUGUCAAGCAGCAAAACCAAUUAUUAAUGCAAAUGAAUAUCAAUGGAUGGCUAUGGCAUUUAGUGAUGAUAUGUCUAUGGGGAACGACUCCGUUAUGGAUUGUAUAUUUAUUGGAAAUGAUAAACCUAAAAUGGAAAUUUCAUAUAAUUUAUUUACACAAAAUAUACCUCUUCUUGAAGCCUCAAAAACUUUACUUUCCGAGAAAAAUUUUUUAAGAAAAAAUGGAAUAUUUGGAUGUACAUUUAUUGUUGAUUAUAAUAAAAUAAAUAAUAUUCCAAAAGAAGAAAGAAAAAUGGUAAAAAAUAAUUUUAAAUUUAAUUAAAUAAAUUAAAAGAUUCUUAAAUUAAAUGCUUCUAAUUGGUGGCAUAUUUUAUAUGCUCAAGGUCCAGCCUACGAAAGUGGUGUAAAACAAUUCCAUACAAUAUAUCAAAAGACAGAUCAAUUAGUUAAAAUUUGUGAUGAUUGUACUGAUAAAUAUACG